CGCUUGUAGCAUGUAAACAUAGUGUACUUUAGGGUGGAACACGCCCUCAUUUGUUUAAAUAUUAGUCGAAUAGCGUGAAAUAGGUGCCUUUGGAGUGAAUUGACUGAUGAUUGGAACGGCAAAGAAGUGUUAUAUUAUGAUGUCUUAGAAAUUAAGUCCAAUUCAAGAAUCAUGUUCCGGUGUAUUCCAUUGUUUAAGGGAUGCAACCGUCAGGUUGAAUACAUUGACAAGCGGCACAGUUCGCUGUCUUCAGUUCCUGACGAUAUAAUUCGCUAUGCUCGAAGCUUGGAAGAAUUACUUUUGGAUGCAAAUCAUAUAAGAGAACUAUCAAAGGAUUUCUUUCGCCUCACGAAGCUGAGGAAGCUUGGUCUGAGUGAUAAUGAGAUUCAGAGGCUUCCCUCCGAGAUCAUGUACCUGGAACAUCUUGCUGAGCUGGAUGUGUCCAGAAAUGAUGUACCUGACAUUCCUGAGGAGAUCAUCAAGUGCAAAUCCCUCCAAGUUCUCGAUGUCAGCAGCAAUCCAAUCACGAGGCUUCCUCAGGGGCUCGUGCACCUCCGUAACCUGACCAUACUGGGACUGAACGACAUGUCGCUCACCUCGCUGCCCGCCGACUUCGGCAGCCUGGUGAACCUGCAGUCGCUGGAGCUGCGGGAGAACCUGCUCAAGGCGCUGCCGGACUCUGUCUCUCGACUCGAGCGGCUCGAGCGGCUCGACAUCGGCGACAACGAGAUCGAGGAGCUGCAAGCCACCAUCGGUUCUCUGCCGUCCCUGAAGGAGCUCUGGCUGGACCACAAUCAGCUGACGCACCUGCCCUCGGAGAUUGGCCAGCUGAGCAGCCUCAAGUGUCUGGACGUGUCUGAGAACCGUCUGGAGGACAUUCCGGAGGAGAUCGGCGGCCUGUUCAGUCUGGAGGACCUGCACCUGUCGCAAAACUUCCUGGAGGCGCUGCCCGACGGCAUCGGGAAGCUGGCCGAGCUGCUGAUCCUGAAGGUGGACCUCAACCGGCUGACGGCCUGCAACCCGGCCAUCGGGAGGUGCGCCAGCCUGCAGGAGCUGAUACUGACGGAGAACUUUAUCACCGAACUGCCGCCGUCGGUGGGCAAUCUGCGCCACCUGACCAACCUGAACGUGGACCGCAACCGGCUCGUCAGCCUGCCGGACGAGAUCGGUAACCUGCAGGAGCUGGGCGUGCUAUCGCUGCGCUGUAACCAGCUGCAGCACCUGCCCGACACUAUCGGACAGUGCAGCGCCCUGCACGUGCUCGACGUCUCGGGAAACAGGCUGCAGAACCUGCCGGCCUCGCUGCAGAACCUGAACCUGAAGGCGGUCUGGCUGUCGGAGAACCAGGGGAAGCCGAUGCUGCAGUUCCAGACGGACUGGGACGAGAUCAGCGGCCAGGAGGUGCUCACCUGCUUCCUUCUGCCGCAGCUGGACGACCACGAGGACAGAGAGUUCACCAGCGGCCGGCUGUACCGCUCUUCGUGCGACGACCUCUCGACCAACGACGGCAGCGAGCGCGACUGGGACGAGCACCGGGCCGCCGUGGUCCAGUUCGGACCCGAGGACGACGAACUGCUCGACAGAGAGAGUCACUUUGUUCGUCACAACACGCCCCACCCCCGCGACCUGAAGGCUAAGGCCAACAAGCUGUUCGGAAAGGGAAAGCAGGUGGACGGGACCCCCAAGUCGGCAGAGCACCUCGACUCUCCGCAGCCGGCCGACACCAGCGGCCGGUUCAACCCGGCGUUCCGUCGCGACCUGCCGCGCUCCUCGGAGCUGCGCCGGGUGGACCCGGGCACCGGCCAGGUGACCGAGCUCUUCUCGCCGCCGCCCUACGACGCCGCAGAGACGAUGCCGCCGUCCAUCGGCGACCUGGAGAAGGAGCCGGCCGUGGACCAGCAGCCGCCGCCGGCCUACCACGAGGUGGCCGCGCCGCCCGCCGCUCCGCCCGCCGCUCCACCCGCCGCUCCACCCGCCGCGCCACCCGCCGCGCCGCCCGCUGUGCCGCCCGCCGAUCCGGCGCCGGAGCCGGAGCCGGAGUCAGUAGCGGAGCCGACCCGGGAGCCGGCUCCGGCGGCGCAGACGGCCGAGGCGCCCGAGCCGCCGGCGGAGGCCGACCAGGACUCUCCGGACAUGGGGGACCGGCGCGUGGGCUUCGCCGUGUCCGGGGACGAGGAGCCGACCGCCGAGCGGCACAACCGGCUGCACCGGCGCGACACGCCGCACCACCUCAAAAACAAACGCAUCACGGACAAGGUGGACCAGGACCAGGUGGCGUCCAUCAUCGCGCAGGCGCUGAAGCGGCGCGAGGGGGAGGGCGGCGACGGCGCGUCUCCGCCGCCGCCGGCCGCCGGUCCCACGGUGCAGGUGGAGGAGCAGCAACUGGACCUGACCAUUCAGCGCGCUCCCUCCGGGCUGGGUCUGAGUAUCGCCGGCGGGCGCGGCUCCACGCCGUUCAGAGGGGACGACGAGGACGUCUUCAUCUCGAAGGUGCUGGAUGGCGGCCCGGCGGACCUGGCUGGACUCAAGGUGGGCGACAAGCUGACGUCUGUGAACGGCGUGCCGGUGCUCGGCGCCGACCACUACGACGUGGUGGGCAUUCUGAAGGCGGCCGGCGACGCGCUGCAUCUGUCCCUGCUGCGCGAGGUGACCCGGCUGGUGCCGCCGCCGGAGCCGGAGCCGGAGCCGCCCGCCGCCGAGCGCCGCCGGCCCGUGGACGCCGUCACCGACCACGUGGCCAAGGAGCGGCUGGAGACGCAGCAGCGGCUGCAGCGCGAACUGGAGCGGCGCCGCGCAGAGCUGCGGCCGCCGGACGAGCCGCCGCCGCCGCCGCAGGAGAACGGGACGUCGGCCAGUGAGGAGGCUCCGUCGCCGCCGGCCGCCGGCGGUACCGACUCUGAGCCGAUGGUGACGCGGACAGAGACCAUCCACACCACGCUGAUACGCGACAAGAACGGACUGGGGUUCAGCAUCGCCGGCGGCCGCGGCGUGGCACCCUACGACGGAGCCGACGCCGCCGGCCGGCAGCGGCGACAGCCCGACGACGCGGUGUACGUGUCUCGGAUGACCCCCGGGGGCGCUGCCGAGCGAGACGGAAAGCUGUGCGUCGGCGACCGGGUCAUAUCGAUUAACGGCGUGGACGUGGAGGGCGCGCGCCACGACCAGGCCGUCUCGAUGCUGACCGGCCUGGAGCGGUUCGUGCGGCUGAUGGUGCAGCGCGAGACGCUCAUACCGGCCUCGGAGGCGGCCAACGGCGCUCCGUCCGAGCCGGCGCCGGUCUCUGCGCGCUCGGCGUACAGUGCCGGCAGCUACAUGGCGCACCGGCCCAUGUACGGCGGCUACCGGCGGCCCGAGUUCGGCACGCGCGCCGCGCUCCGCUCCUCCGAGCGGCUCUCCCUGGCGGCCUCAGCGGCGGCGAGCGCGGCGGACCCGUCCCCGGCGGCCGAGCCACCCGCGGCUCCACCCGCGGCGGCGGCGCCCUCCUCCGCCCCUGCCACUGCCACAGACGCCCCCACUGCCGCUAACAAGGACGCCCCCGCCGCCGUGCCUGCUGCUGCGACCGCCUCGCCAGUAACCAACUCCCGGUCCAGCGCCAGCGAAAUAAAGGAUAACACUACAGAGGAUGUGACGCUGAACAAGGCGGGCGGCCCGCUGGGCCUGAGCAUCAUCGGAGGCGCCGACCACAGCUGCCUGCCAUUCGGCCGACAGCAGAGCGGCACGUUCGUCUCUAAGCUGACGCCGGGCGGGCCGGCCGAGCGGACGGGCCGGCUGCGCGUCGGCGACCGGCUGCUGGCCGUCAAUGGCUCGGACAUGCAGCGCGCCACGCACGAGCAGGCCGUCAUGGCGCUGCUCGAGCCGUGCCUGCACAUGACGCUGCGAGUGUGCCAUGACCCGCUCCCAGACGGCUGGCAGGAGCUGACGUUGGCCCGCCAGCCGGGAGAGAAGCUCGGUAUGAACAUCAAGGGCGGCCUGCACGGUCUGCCCGGUAACCCGCUCGACAAACAGGACGAGGGCGUGUUCAUCAGUAAGGUGCACAGCGAGGGGGCCGUGCGGCGCGACGGCCGGCUCCGGGUCGGCCACCGGCUGGUCGAGGUCAACGGGGUCACCCUGCUCGGCAGGACACACCAGGAGGCGGUGGGCGCGCUGCGCGCCGCCGAGGGCGAGCUCUCGCUCACCGUCUGCCACGGGUUCGACCCGGACGAGGUGGAGCGCCGGGUGGCCGACGGCCGGCUGGUACAGGCCAAGUCGGCCAGCCAGUCCGUCAGCAGCCUGGACCGGCCCGAGUCGCCGCCGCCCGCCGCGCCCGCGCCCGACGCUGCGGCGUUACGGGAGUCGCGCACGGAGCCGCGGACGGAGCCGCGGACGGAGCCGCGGACGGAGCCGAGGACGGAGCCGAGGACGGAGCCGCGAUCGGAGCCGCGGUCGGAGCCGCGGACGGAGCCGUCCGCCUCGCCGGAGCUCGGCCGGCCCGCGUUCACCAGCACGCCGGCGACAGUGCAGCACGGCGCGCAGUCCCUCUCGGCGGCGGCGGACAGGGUCAGCGGCCCGCCCAGCACGCCCGUCAAACCGCCCAUCGGACCCAAACCCCGGCUGGCGCCGCGGCCGGCGCCGGCAGCCGAGCCGGGCCGCGAGCCGCCGGCGAACACGGCACCCGCGCCUGCUGCGGCAGCCGCUCCCGCGGCGGCGCCCCAGCAGCCGGCGGCGCCCCAGCAGAAUAUGACGUUCUCGGCCAUGAAGCGGUUCUUUGAGACGGAGGUCUCCUCGCAGAAGGAGCCGACGCCCAAGUCCGAGAAGCGGUUCACCUUCCUCAGCUCCGACGAGGUGGAAAGGAUGAGACAGGAGGAAGAGGAAAAGUACGGCACGAUGACGGCCGAGGAGUUCGAGAGUCACAUGGAGACGCACCUGGUGGGCGCCCCGGACCCGGCCGACAGCGGCCUGCUGGCCAUGACCGCCUCGCUGUCGGCGGCCGAGCCUGACGACAGCGGCGGCCCCCAGGAGGCGCCGCUCGACCACCGGCCGCCCGUGAUGACGGCCAAGGCGGAGCGCCGGCUGCGGCAGCGGGUAGGCUCCGAGGACGAGCAGCAGCAGAUGUCGCCGGCCGAGUGGCGCGCCCUGCAGGCCGAGAAACGCGCCGCCUGGCGCCAGGCGCGACUCAAAUCGCUCGAACAGGACGCUCUGCAGGCGCAGAUCGUCAUCAGAAAGAUGAGCGAGCUGACAGAGAGUCCCGAGCAGGCCGAGCGGCAGGGGGGGCCGGUGGACGACGACAACAACCCGCUGGUGUCGGCGGGCUCCGUCCAACAGCACUCCGCGGCGGCGGACAGCGCGGACAACAACGAGAACCCCGGGCGGAGCAGGCAGCUGUCGUAGCGCACCGCGGCCGGCUCGUGUCGCGGAGAUCCGAGGGGCUCCGCUCCCUCACACCAUGUAAUAAGGGACCAGACGAACAAUCUUCCAAAUAUACAUUCGGCGCGC
Amphibalanus amphitrite is the source of this 5472-nucleotide messenger RNA. RefSeq names its product protein lap4-like. The record is from RefSeq and is a predicted model, not a curated record. Bases 172 to 5367 code for a protein of 1731 amino acids. Gene Ontology annotation, molecular function: protein binding. NCBI's taxonomy places the organism in Eukaryota, Metazoa, Arthropoda, Thecostraca, Balanomorpha, Balanidae. Gene Ontology annotation, cellular component: postsynaptic membrane; adherens junction; postsynaptic density. The transcript is spliced from 33 exons. Gene Ontology annotation, biological process: neurotransmitter receptor transport, endosome to postsynaptic membrane; neurotransmitter receptor transport postsynaptic membrane to endosome.